Electrophorus electricus (electric eel) is the source of this 1805-nucleotide messenger RNA. Its product is annotated as uridine 5'-monophosphate synthase-like. Gene Ontology annotation, molecular function: orotate phosphoribosyltransferase activity; orotidine-5'-phosphate decarboxylase activity. The record is from RefSeq and is a predicted model, not a curated record. Gene Ontology annotation, biological process: 'de novo' pyrimidine nucleobase biosynthetic process; 'de novo' UMP biosynthetic process. Lineage: Eukaryota; Metazoa; Chordata; Actinopteri; Gymnotiformes; Gymnotidae.
UUUAAACGUUUAAUUUGCUGAGUAACUACAGGGACAGCAUGGACGAUACAGAGCUCGACAGCUUAAUCUUAAAGCUGUACGAUAUCGGAGCGGUCAAGUUCGGUACAUUUAAGCUGAAAAGCGGACUGAUGUCUCCUAUAUAUUUUGAUCUCCGCGUGAUGGUGUCCUACCCGGCAGUGAUGAACCAGGUGUCCAGUCUUCUUUAUAAGCGUGCAGAGGACGCCGGCGCGCGCUUUGACUGCGUGUGCGGGGUUCCUUACACGGCUCUUCCACUGGCGACCAUCAUCUGCUCGACCAAACGCGUCCCCAUGCUGAUUCGACGAAAAGAGGCCAAGGCUUACGGAACAAAGCGCAUGGUUGAGGGUCUGAUUCGUCCAGGCGACAUGUGUCUGAUCGUGGAGGAUGUAGUAACUAGCGGCAGCAGUGUCCUGGAAACCACACAGGUGUUGCAGGGUGAGGGGUUAAAGGUCAGGGACGCGGUGGUGCUGCUGGACCGUGAGCAGGGCGGCAGCGGCCAUCUGGCAGCUGAGGGCAUCGCGCUCCACCCCGUCAUCUCCAUUUCCAAACUCCUGUCGGUGCUGGUGGAAGCGGGCCACGUUGACGCCUCCACCUCUGGCAGCGUGGAGCGCUUCCUCCAAGCAAACCCCGCCUGCCGCCCCAUGCGGCAGGCGGAGGAGAGUCUGGGCUAUGGGGAGCGGGCUGCUUUGCCUGGGACCCACCCGCUGGCCGCACGCCUCUUCACGCUGAUGGAGGAGAAGACCAGCAACUUGUGCGUGUCUGCGGACGUGAGCAGUGCAGACGAGCUGCUGAAGCUGGCCGACGCCGUCGGGCCGCUGGUCUGCGCGUUGAAGACGCACGUGGACGUCCUGUGCGACUUCAGUCCUGCCGUGAGCGUCAGGCUCGGAGAGCUGGCACGCAAACACAACUUCCUCAUCUUCGAGGACCGCAAGUUCGCGGACAUUGGGAACACUGUGAAACACCAGUAUGAAGGUGGCGUGUACAAGAUCUCCUCAUGGGCACACAUCGUUAACGCCCACGCUCUACCCGGCCCUGGCGUGGUGGAGGGCCUGCAGGUCGUCGGGAAGCCGCUCGGUCGCGGCUGCCUCCUCAUCGCCCAGAUGAGCUCUCAGGGUUGCCUAGCAACAGCAGAGUACACGCAGGCUGUGGUGAAAAUGGCCGAGGAUUACCCCGAUUUUGUGUUUGGUUUCAUCAGCACUUCUAAGAUCAGCAGUAAACCAGAACAUGUCCACAUGACUCCUGGGGUGCAGUUACAGAGCGGAGGCUUGUUGUUCCAUUCUUUGCCAGGAGAUGGCCUCGGUCAGCAGUACACCAGCCCAGUCGAGGUCAUUUGUUCCAAAGGCUCUGAUGUCAUCAUCGUUGGACGGGGCAUUCUUGCCAGCCCAGACAGGCUGAAGGCUGCUGAGGAGUACAGAGUGGCAGGGUGGGAGGCGUAUUUGAGACGACUGUCAGCCCCGAGAGAACCACUCCUACCCCCCUCCGUGACCCUAAUCCAGGAAUCCGCGGUUUCCUAUCCUGGAGAGCAGCUCCUCUGCACAAAUGAGUGAAAAAAUGAGUGAUGUAUUCAAAUGGAGUAUUAGUCCAUUUCAGAUGUUCAUUUUGAAUUUAAACGUGCUUCACUGGGCCAGCAGUUAAUGACUGCCUAGUUCUUGAUGGCAAUUUCACCCACUUUUUGUUUCUAAAAUGUCUAAUUUUUUCCAGGUGAACAGGACUUUCUGCAAAUUGUUACUAAAAUGCAUUUUCCCAUGAUUGUUGUACAAUAAAUCAGUAUGGCUUUAUUACAGUAA